Molecule: messenger RNA, 7788 nt
Organism: Loxodonta africana (African savanna elephant)
Lineage: Eukaryota; Metazoa; Chordata; Mammalia; Proboscidea; Elephantidae
Gene: DHX40
Product: DEAH-box helicase 40
Exons: 18
Coding region: 83-2422 (779 amino acids)
Cellular component (GO): intracellular anatomical structure
Molecular function (GO): helicase activity; RNA binding; ATP binding
Source: RefSeq, a predicted model, not a curated record
CGUCAUCAAGAAGCGUCUUCGCCUUUCCCCUCCCAUCUUCCCAGAUCGGUGGGCGUGCUCACCUCUGCUCUGGGCCAGGUCUAUGUCCCGGUUUCCCGCCGUCGCGGGCAGGGCGCCAAGGCGGCAGGAAGAGAGUGAGCGGUCAAGAGACCUCCAGGAAGAGCGGCCCUUGGCUGUUCCCAUUGCUGAUAGAGAAGAGAAAGGAUGCACAUCACAGGAAGGAGGAACUACUCCAACUUUUCCUAUUCAGAAACAAAGAAAAAAGCUUAUUCAGGCUGUGAGGGACAAUUCAUUCCUUAUUGUUACUGGAAAUACAGGAAGUGGUAAAACAACUCAACUCCCGAAAUAUCUAUAUGAAGCAGGGUUUUCACAGCAUGGUAUGAUUGGUGUAACUCAACCACGAAAAGUUGCUGCCAUAUCUGUUGCUCAGAGGGUUGCUGAAGAAAUGAAAUGCGCUUUGGGAUCGAAAGUAGGAUACCAAGUUCGUUUUGAUGAUUGCAGCUCUAAGGAAACAGCAAUCAAAUACAUGACUGAUGGAUGUUUACUGAAACAUAUUCUGGGAGAUCCAAAUCUUACCAAAUUCAGUGUCAUUAUUUUAGAUGAAGCCCAUGAGAGAACUCUAACUACAGACAUCUUAUUUGGUUUAUUGAAGAAGCUAUUUCAGGAGAAGUCUCCUAACAGAAAGGAGCACUUAAAAGUGGUGGUGAUGUCAGCAACUAUGGAGUUAGCCAAGCUCUCUGCAUUCUUUGGAAAUUGUCCAAUAUUUGAUAUACCUGGAAGACUUUAUCCUGUCAGAGAGAAAUUCUGCAAUUUGAUUGGACCACGAGACAGAGAAAAUACUGCAUAUAUUCAAGCGAUCGUGAAAGUGACCAUGGAUAUCCAUUUGAAUGAAAUGGCUGGAGACAUCUUGGUUUUUCUGACUGGCCAGUUUGAAAUCGAGAAAAGUUGUGAGCUACUCUUCCAGAUGGCAGAGUCUGUGGAUUAUGAUUAUGAUGUUCAAGAUACCACUCUAGAUGGGUUGCUUAUAUUGCCAUGUUAUGGAUCUAUGACAACAGAUCAACAGAGAAGAAUAUUUUUGCCACCUCCACCUGGAAUUAGAAAAUGUGUCAUAUCUACCAAUAUUUCUGCAACGUCUUUGACAAUAGAUGGAAUCAGAUAUGUGGUAGAUGGUGGCUUUGUGAAACAGUUAAAUCACAACCCCAGAUUAGGGUUGGAUAUCCUGGAGGUGGUUCCAAUUUCAAAGAGUGAGGCAUUACAGCGAAGUGGCCGAGCUGGUAGAACUUCCUCAGGAAAAUGCUUUCGGAUCUAUAGUAAAGAUUUUUGGAACCAGUGUAUGCCUGACCAUGUGAUCCCUGAGAUUAAGAGAACUAGUUUGACAUCUGUAGUUCUGACCUUGAAGUGCCUUGCCAUACAUGAUGUUAUAAGAUUUCCCUAUUUGGAUCCACCUAAUGAGAGACUUAUUUUGGAAGCCCUUAAACAACUUUACCAGUGUGAUGCUAUUGACAGGAGUGGUCAUGUGACCAGAUUGGGCUUAUCUAUGGUCGAAUUUCCUCUCCCUCCACAUCUGACCUGCGCAGUGAUAAAGGCUGCUUCUUUGGAUUGUGAAGAUCUACUACUUCCAAUAGCAGCAAUGUUGUCUGUGGAAAAUGUCUUCAUUAGACCCGUUGAUCCAGAGUACCAGAAGGAAGCAGAACAGAGACAUCGAGAAUUGGCAGCUAAAGCUGGAGGCUUUAAUGAUUUUGCAACUUUAGCUGUCAUUUUUGAACAAUGCAAAUCAAGUGGAGCUCCAGCUUCUUGGUGCCAAAAACAUUGGAUUCAUUGGAGGUGCUUAUUUUCUGCAUUUCGUGUGGAAGCACAACUUCGAGAACUAAUCAGGAAGCUUAAGCAGCAAAGUGAUUUCCCGAGAGAGACCUUUGAAGGUCCUAAACACGAGGUACUACGAAGAUGUCUUUGUGCAGGCUAUUUCAAAAAUGUAGCUCGAAGAUCUGUUGGAAGAACGUUUUGCACAAUGGAUGGACGUGGAAGCCCAGUUCACAUUCACCCUUCCUCGGCACUUCAUGAACAGGAAACCAAACUUGAAUGGAUCAUUUUUCAUGAGGUAUUAGUUACCACCAAAGUCUACGCAAGAAUUGUUUGUCCAAUUCGUUAUGAAUGGGUGAGAGACUUAUUACCCAAGUUGCAUGAAUUUAAUGCACAUGAUCUGAGCAGUGUGGCCCGACGUGAAGCAAGAGAAGAUGCAAGAAGGAGAUGGACAAAUAAGGAAAAUGUAAAGCAGCUAAAGGACGGAAUAUCAAAAGAAGUCCUGAAGAAAAUGCAAAGAAGAAAUGAUGACAAAUCCAUAUCAGAUGCACGUGCUCGUUUCCUGGAGAGAAAACAGCAGAGGACCCAGGACCACAGUGACACACUGAAGGAAACAGGCUGAGGAGUGGACCCUCCAAUUCAGGAAGUAGGAAAAACAGCCAGGAAAUAUGCCAGUUAUUUCAGACAGAACUACCGAGAAGAAGUGGUCAGCAGCUGUUACUAGCCUAUGAGCUAAAAAAAAUAAAAGUUCAUCAAUACUGAAAAAUGGAAUUUUCUCAAAGAAAAGAUAGAGUCGCCACAGUCAUAGGGAAUGAUAUUGAAACCAAAUGAAAGACAAGAUGUGUAAUAUUUUCCUCACUUCAAUUUUGCUGACCUUAACUGGCAUUGAAUGCUGUCAUUGAGAUACUUUCAGAGGACAUUGAAUUGUAUUUAAUCAGAGUGUAUUUCAUUUGCAUUGAAGCAUUAAAAAUUAUUUUCCUUAAAUCUCUUUAAGGCCUUCUUGUUGCUAUCAAAAUAGUGUUAUAUCAGGUACGUGAUCAUUUCCUUAGAAGGCUGAACAUAAGAGGUUUUUACUCAGCAAUACUUAGAUGUCUAACAGUUUAAUUGCUACAGAGCUUUAUAGCUAGUUAGAGAAAAGACUUAAUUAGUAAAUAAGAAAAUUGCCUAUGGCAGGAUUCUUUCUUGAAUUAAUAUUAAUCCUUAAAUUGAUUUUUCUGGGAUUAUACAAAUUCCUUUUUAUAUAAAAGUAUAUUGUUUAAAACAGUAGCUAUAGCCAUUAACCAAAGGACAGAUGAUAUAUAUAUAUAUAAAAGUUCUUUUUUAGCUGUACCUACAUACUUUAUAUCAGCAUCAUGUAUGUAGGUGUAAGAGUGCUUUCAAAUAGCCCUUCCACUUGGCCUACCCUCUUGCCUCCAGUUACUUAGGGAGGACCAUUUAAACAUCUAUUAUGCUGAUCUUGAGAUAGGAUUUUCAAAGCAGCCAGUACUACGUCACCACUGUUUCAAAUUGGAACCUUGAGGCUAGUAGCACACUCAGGCCACACUCAGCACUUCCCCACUCUUGUUUACUGCCUUGUAUUCUAGUUAUUUGUGUAUGUGUCUCUCUCCCCCACUAGAUUAUACGCUCCUUGUGGGCAGGGACUAUGUGUUCAUCUUUGUAUCUUUCAUGGCACUUAGCAUAGUGCUCGGCACAUAGUAGUCACUCAAUGUUUGUUAAAUAAAACUAUUGGUGUCAUCAAAAUUCAAAAGGCAGUAUUAUGUGUGUUUUUAGAUAUUUCUGUAAAAAGUAAGGAUCUAAAUAUUUUAUAAGUAACUAACUUUUCCAGUUAUUUCUUUUGGAAUCUAAGCUGUUUUCUGUUCAGUAUUAGAAACUUGAAGCCUUUACUGAAAAAUCACAUGAGGACCCAAACCCAUGUUUUUAUUUUGGAAGGUGAGUGGUGAUUGUUUCUCUGAACAUUUCCAGCCUCGUUAAUUUGUUCUUUUUUCUCUUCAGUGUUCUAGACACUUGCAGCCCAUUAGUCACCUGGUCUUAACGGUUUCUCUCAGGUAUAUAUAUAUAUCAAUGCAUUUCCUUAGACUUUGUGUGGGAGAGGUAUGGAUUCUUGGAAUGAAAGUUCUUUUACUUCAAUAAACAUUGCUCAAGCAUACAUUCUAAAUCUAUAAUCCAUAUUCAACUGUCAUCAAUUGUCCUAAUGAUGUCCCUUAUAGCACUUUUCUCCAGUUAAGGAUCCAGUCAAGCAUCAUGUAUUCAGCCUCUUUUAAUCUGGAAAAGGUUCUCAGUUCUUUGUCUUUCCCAGCAUUUACAUUUUUUAAUAAUACAGGCCAGUUAUUUUAUUAAAUAUCCUCAGUUUGGGUUUCUCUAAUGCUUCCUCACAGUUAUGCAUUUUUGACUUGGAAUACUGUAUAACUGAUGGAGUGUCCUUCCUAGGGUAUCACACUUGGAGGUACAUAGUGUCUGUUUGCCCCUUAUUAAAAAAAUAUUAAUUUGAUUACUUGGUUAGGGUGUUUUCAGUUUCUCCAAUUUAGUUACUCUUGUAAUUAUUAAGUAAUUUGGGGAGGGACACUUAGAUUAUGUAAAAUAUCCUGUUUCUCAUAAAAUAUGACCCUCUAGAUUGGGUAUUAAUUGAUAAUUAUUGCCUGAAAUCAGUUUUAUGAUUACAAAAUGGUGAUUUUCCCCCCAAUUCCUUUCUAUAUUAUUUGUUGGCUGAGUUGGAAUGGACUCGACAGCAACAGGAUAAACAGAUGGAUGUUAGCAAUUAGCAUGAACCAAGAUAGAAAGCCCAGGGGGCACUUAAGAGGGGUGCCAAAUAUUCCAGUUUAUUUGGUGCAUAGAGUAUAUAUACAUAUAGCCAGCGCACCUCAAGUGCAGCCACUACGCAUCUGUCAGUGGAGGCUUGCAUAUUGCUAUAAUGCUGAACAGGUUUUAGGAAGAAACCUGAUGGCUAGGAGGAAAGGCCUAGCUAUCUACAACCAAAAAUCAGCCAGUGAAAACCCUUUGGAUUGUAACAAUCGAAUUUACAAUCAAUCAUGAGAUGUUGCAGGAUUAGGCAGUGUUUUGUUCCACUGGGCAUGGGGUCAUUGCCAUAAAUUGGAAUCCCAUUCAACAGCCGCUGACAACAACAGCAAUAGUCUGAAUAUGUUGGUUAAGGUCAGAUUAUGGAAAGCUGUGAAAGCCAAACUAUGGAAUUUGGACUUACUUUGUAAGGUAUAUGGAUAUAUUGGAGAGGAAUGACAUUAUAGCUUUGAGAUAAUUUUGACAGUGGUAUCCAUUAGAAGAAUCGAUUUUCAUUGGAGAGGGCUGUGAGCAAAGUAGUAUCAAGGGAAUGCUGGAUCUAGUUAAGGCAAGGUGAGAGUAGCUUUUGAGGAUACGUGGUGUUUAUGGAGGAGUUUGUUCUUAAAGAAAUGGGGGUUCAUCUUCAAAUCACUGAACAAAACAGAGAAACAAAGACAAAUGUUAUAAUAGAAAAGUGGCAAAGGACAGUCAUUUCAUGAAAGAGGAAACAUGAAUGGCCAAUAAAUAAGACACUGAAUCUUUCUAAUAAUUAGAGAAACAUAGAUGAAUAUAACCGUGAGAUGACAUUCACUCCCAUCAGAUUGGCAACACUAAUAUGUCUGAAAAGUGUUGACAUGGGAGAAUAAAUCGCUUUUAUUUAGAGAACAUUUUGGCAAUAUCUAGUAAAGUCAACAGUGAUGUGGUAUGUACAACCUAUGACCCAACAAGCCUGCUUCUAAAUUUAUACCCCAGGAGCUCUAAGGUUAUGUAACGUAUCCUGCUCCUCAUGAAAUUUGGCCCCUCUAGACUUCUAAGUCAAUUGGCAAAAUAAUUCUGUUAUGAAAACAUUCUGCAUCCCACUUUGAAAUGUGGCGUCUGGGGUCUUAAAUGCUAACAAGCAGCCAUCUAAGAUGCAUCAAUUAGUCUCAACCCACCUGGGUCAAAGGAGAAUGAAGAACACCAAGGUCACACGAUAACUAAGAGCCCAAGAGACAGAAAGGGCCACACGAACCAGAGACUUACAUCAUCCUGAGACCAGAAGAACUAGUUGGUGCCCGGCCACAAUCGAUGACUGCCCUGGCAGGGAGCACAUCAGAGAACCCCUGAGGGAGCAAGAGAUCAGUGGGAUGCAGACCCCAAAUUCUCACAAAAAGACCAUACUUAAUGGUCUGACUGAGACUAGAGGAAUCCCGGCGGUCAUGGUCCCCAAACCUUCUGUUGGCCCAGGACAGGAACCAUUCCUGAAGACAACUCAGCAGUCAUGAAAGGGACUGGACAGUGGGUAGGAAAGAGAUGCUGAUGAAGAGUGAGCUAUUUGUAUCAGGUGGACACUUGAGACUGUGUUGGCAUCUCCUGUCUGAAGUGGGGGUGGGAGGAUAGAGAGAGAUGGAAGCUGGCAAAAUUGUCACGAAAGGAGAGACUGGAAGGGCUGACUCAUUAGGGGGGAGCGAGUGGGAGAACGGAGUAAGCUGUAUAUAAACUUAUAUGUGACAGUCUGACUUGAUUUGUAAAUGUUCACUUGAAGCUCAAUAAAAGUUAAUUAAAAAAAAAAAUUGGGCCCCUCUAGAUUUAGCAUCAAUUACUGGUUGAUGCUAAAUACAUAAAAGUGUUAGAUAUAACGUUUAUAAGACUGUUAAAAUAUAGGAUUGUUUCUAAUAGUAAAAAAUAGAAAACAAUAUAAAGAGCUAUCAGUAGGAAACUGGUUGAAUAAAUUAUGAUAUGUUCUUACAGUCAAAUUCUAUACAGCAGUGAAAAUGAUUUUUAAGGCUCCUCAUGGUGGCACCCACAUGCAUAUUCCUAAACUACAAAACAGACGAGCCAGUUCACAUUCCUACCAGCAAAGCAGCAAAGUGCUUGUCUUACUGAAUCUUUAUCAUUCGUCAUAAAUAUACUUCUAAUUAUAGACAAGAGAGGUGUCUUGUUAAUAUGCUAAUUAACAUAUUUUGAUAUUCAGCACUUUUAAAAGACCAGAUAGUAAAUAUUCUAGGUGUUUGGACUCUGCAAUCUGUAUUGAAACUUGUUGUUGUGUGCAGUCGAGUUGAUUCCAACUUGUAGUGGCCCCAUAGAACAGAGUAGGACUGCCCAAUAGGGUUUCCUAGGCUGAAGUCUUUAUGGGAGUAGAUUGACAGGUCUUUUCUCCUUUGGAGCGGCUGGCUGGGUUCAAACUGUCUACCUUUUGGUUAGCACCUGAGCACUUAACCAUUGUGCCACCAGGGCUCCUAUGUUGAAAAUACUCAACCCAAAAUAUAGCCAAGUGUUACCUUAGAUUCAACCCAGAUAGGCACAUUUGGUAUCACGUGAUUUUAUGUGUUGUAGCAAACCACCCACAGAGCACUUUAUUGCUAGUCUCUAACAUAUUUUUACAGAGAAAAACAUUUUGAAUUUCUGCAUCACUAGAAAAUAUUACAAUUCUCUUCAGAGUAAUAGACAUUUUUUAGGUGAUUUCCAAAGGAUCCUUUUUAAUCCUCUGUUUGAAGAGGAAAUGUGCUAAGUUUUGAUCUGUUAUUUAAUAUCAGGUGUUAAAUAAAUCACUAAAAAAUGGAUGAUACUCUUAAGACCUAGAAUAGACUGUUACUUUUCCAUAGGCCUACCAAAACAAACUCAUUUUGCAUGUAAUUAAAAGGGUGAGGAAAAUACUGGAGCCUGGAACUGGAAUCACUCAGAGUUCCAUCACAAAGGAGACAGGUUUGUUAGUUAUCCAUAAAGCUAUGCAGCUUUUGUAUCCAUCCAAAUCCAGAAUUAACCCAUAAUUGCUACUAAAAAAUACCUUUAUCUUUUCUUUUUACCAGCAGCAAAACAGGAAAAUUAUACAAUAACUAAAGGCUUCAGGGUUAAGCAGCUGAUUUACAGCUGCAGUAGUUUUCAGGUGCUUAAUCCUGAUGUUAAAACAAGCUAAUAGAGCAGGGCCAAAUUUAUCAUUAAGCUAUAGCCACAAAAUAAACUUUUUGAACUCAAAUUUGAAGGGAAUUAAACCUUGUGUGUGAUGAUGUUGGAAUU